This is a messenger RNA of Hibiscus syriacus, 1344 nucleotides long. Its product is annotated as PI-PLC X domain-containing protein At5g67130-like. Gene Ontology annotation, molecular function: phosphoric diester hydrolase activity. NCBI's taxonomy places the organism in Eukaryota, Viridiplantae, Streptophyta, Magnoliopsida, Malvales, Malvaceae. Gene Ontology annotation, biological process: lipid metabolic process. The transcript has 9 exons. The record is from RefSeq and is a predicted model, not a curated record. Bases 1 to 1266 code for a protein of 421 amino acids.
AUGACUUUAAAUUCUCAUCUUAUAAGCAGAGAGGGAAGCAAAAACAAAUCUCACUUAAGCCAUUCAAUGCAGUUGAUUACCAGACUUAUCAUUACUUGUCUUCUCGUUCGUUUUUGCACUGCUCUCAAGGAGGGAGAAACGUGCGCAUCGAAUGGGAAUUGUGACUCAGGGUUGCACUGCGAAACCUGUAUAGCAAAUGGAAACGUACGGCCCCGAUGCACUCGAAUCCAAUCUGUGAACCCCACUUCUAAGGUCAAUGGACUUGCAUACAACCGAUACUCGUGGUUGACGACCCAUAACUCGUUUGCAAGGCUAGGAGAAAGGUCUGACACUAGCUCUUUGAUUUUAGCUCCUUCCAACCAGCAGGACUCCAUCACCGACCAGCUUAAUAACGGUGUUAGAUGUUUUAUGCUGGACAUGUAUGAUUUCCAGAAUGAUAUCUGGUUGUGUCACUCCUUUGGAGGACAGUGUUACAACUAUACGGCCUUUCAACCUGCAGUUAAUGUCUUGAAAGAAGUUAAAGCAUUUCUUGAAGCAAACCCAUCAGAAAUUGUUACCAUUAUCAUUGAAGACUAUGUUACCGCGCCAAGGGGCUUGACAAAAGUAUUUGAUGCUGCCGGCCUGAGGAAGUUCUGGUUUCCGGUGUCUCGAAUACCAAAAAAUGGUGGGAAUUGGCCAACAGUUGAUGAUAUGGUACAAAAGAAUCAGCGGCUUGUGGUUUUCACUUCUAAGUCAGCUAAGGAGGCCUCUGAAGGUAUAGCUUAUCAAUGGAGCUAUAUGGUAGAGAACCAAUAUGGCAAUGGUGGGAUGAUAUCUGGUUCAUGUUCAAACCGAGGGGAAUCAGCUGCCAUGAACACGACAUCAAGGUCGCUCGUUUUAUUCAACUACUUCCCCGAUAGAGCAGACGUAACCGAAGCUUGCAAACACAAUUCAGCUCCAUUGAUUAGCAUGAUGAAUACAUGUCAAGUAGCAGCUGGAAACCGGUGGCCUAACUUCAUUGCUGUAGAUUUUUACAAGAGGAGUGAUGGCGGAGGUGCUCCGGAAGCUGCAGACGUGGCAAACGGCCAUAUAGUGUGUGGAUGCGAAAACAUUGCGUUAUGCAGGGCAAAUAUGACAUUUGGAGUGUGCGAGGUACCUGAGGCGGAUAGGUCACCUGCACCAAAAUCAAUAGCACAUAAUUCCAGCUUUGCUUAUUUUGAGAGUCCAUCGGUUCUAUUGCAGUGGUUGCUUAGCAUUAUUUUAGUAGCUCUCCUCAUACAACUGUAAGCAUCAAUUUAAAACUUGUGUUUGUUGUACAAAAAAACACACUUCUUCUAAGCUAUAGCCUAUAGCGGAUAACCCAGA